This is a messenger RNA of Ostrea edulis (European flat oyster), 3383 nucleotides long. RefSeq names its product von Willebrand factor A domain-containing protein 7-like. The record is from RefSeq and is a predicted model, not a curated record. The transcript has 23 exons. Bases 13 to 3078 code for a protein of 1021 amino acids. Lineage: Eukaryota; Metazoa; Mollusca; Bivalvia; Ostreida; Ostreidae.
ACAUCAAUUGUAAUGGCUCGCUUGUAUUUUUAUGCUUAUUUCUUUCUGCUGAUCAGUCUUACUCCAUUGGAAGCAUUUCCUCCUCAACUCAUACGAUCAGAAUGGCAAUCCAGAUCCCACUAUUCCAUUACACUCACUGGCAUUUUUAGAGCAGCAGCUUCUUUUAUUGAGGAAUAUGAUUUGCUGAACACAACUGAAUCUGAUCCAAACCGAAGAGUUUCUAUGUAUUUUGGGGAAGAUGGAAGUUCCUUGAAAACUUUUCUUCAAACAAUCAACAAAAUUGUAGCAUUUGAAAAUGAAAUUCAGAGAGAUUUUGCAAGUGUUGCUUUCUACCACGUUAAUGCCGAACAAAUUAUUACAGCACACAAUUACAUAAGGUCUCUGCGGCGACAGAUCCAGACACUGGCAUCAUCGGAUAAACCAGACAUUGAGUUAAUUCAGGAAAAGCUGGGCUAUUGUUUGUACACCAUACAAGCCUUUUACAGUAAUACCAACUGGGUAGAACUGAAUGGAGACACACACUAUGCAGAUUUUGGCCAAGAAAAUGUUACUUUGAUCGAUAUUGCUGAUUCUACCGAGAAGUCCUGCAAAAGUUGUGGCAAAGACAACAGUGGAAUCUUCAACUGUACUGAUAACAUCAUCACCACGAAGUUAACAAGUGGGUACAAGGCUGGUCAGGACAUAUCAAAACCCACAGAGCCACUUGGAGCAAUCUUUGGUAAAUGCAGUCACGGAACAUCUGAUGAUAGCUCUCGCACUGACCCAGCAACUGGCGGUAUUUACAAAGGCCGAGUAUCAAUGAACAGUGCACCACAUCAUAAGUGGCACCAUCAAGCUUGGGAAGCCGCUGCCAAAGCAACUCACCAUUUUUUAAUGGAUAAAAAAACUGGAAUGAAAAAUAUCUUGGGAUCAUAUCUGUUUAAAGAGGUUCUCCAUAUCAAAUCAAGGCAAGAAGUAACGAAAAAUUCUCUAGCUUUCGUAAUUGAUUUAACCGGGUCUAUGUCUGGUGAAAUUGCGGGUGUGAAAAGGGCAACAGUAAAACUUGUGGAGGAAUCAAGAAACUCUAUAUUUGUACCAGAAAAAUACAUCCUAGUCACAUUCAGUGACCCAGAGAAUUUGACGACAGCAAAGGAGACUACCGACUGGAACCAAAUGAUAGACUUCCUGCAGGCUCUAAGCGUGAGCGGAGGCGGAGAUUGUCCUGAAUAUGCCUUGUCAGGCAUGCUUCUAGCAAUAAACAUGUCAAAUCCAGGCUCUCAGAUUAUAUUCUGCUCUGAUGCUGAUGCCAAAGAUGAGGAUAAACAUGAUGACGUAGUAGAGGGUUUGAAAUCAAAAUCUCUGAAAACUACUUUCUUACUAACCAACACGUGUACAGCACGGAAAAGAAGAGAUACGCACAGACAGAAAAGAAGCACUGGGUACAAGAUAUUUGAAGACAUAGCUGCAGAAACAGGAAGUCAAGUACUGAGAACGACGACUUCAGAGAUAGAGACAGAUGUCGAACGUGUAGUAAAGACAAGCUUACCUUCAUCCAUCGUCAAUGUCAAAUGGUAUCUAUGGAAAACAUCACUUUCAUCAACUGUCAAAAUCAACGUGGAUAGUUCCAUAACAGCUCUGAUUAUUCAGAUAUCUGGCCCUACUGCUAAUUCUGAUGUCACAUUGAGAGAUCCAACCGAUUCGGAGGUGACGUUUUCAACUGAUGGUAAAACGAUCUCCCUCAGCUUUAAUGAUAUGACCAUGAGUAUUCAGUCUCCGAUGGCUGGUAAUUGGACACUGAUACGAAACACCAUGUCCAGUACCUGGAAUCUGAACGUGACGGCGCAAAGUGACAUCGAUUUCUCUGUAAACCUAUUGGAAACAUCGGAUGACGGAAUGGCAUACCAAGUCUAUACAAAUCCAGUGUUAGGUUUCAACUAUACAGUUGCUAUUGAUGUACAGAAUUUGCCCGCAAAUGCCACAAUCGACAGGGUACUUCUGUUAGAUAACACAUGGUCGGAAGUAAAUGUUUUACAACUCACCAAUGUAACGUCUGAAGGAGUGCCCCGGUUCUCAUCUGCAUUAACUAUUGAUGAAAAGGUAAGCGGUGUACAAAUAGAGGGCACAGACGCUUCCGGAAAUCCUAUCGUCAGAGUCACUCGUUUUGAAAUCAUGCCAGUGGGUGUUCGAGUAAAGAUUCUUCCCUCUACAGAUGACUUAAAAUUCAAUGACCAGUCAAUGGUUACAUAUGAGAUUACAAACACUGGCAAUGUGGAAGCAUCGUUUAAAGUUGACAUUUCCGAUGAUAAAGGCUACCUACUUUCAUCAAACAGCACGGAUAUUAAUCUUCAAGCUGGCGAGACUGAAGUCAAAACAAUCAACUUAAAUGGGACUCAGAGCGGUUCUACAGUAAAGGUACAACUAGUUGUUUCUCUCUGGAACUCAACAGAAGUUUUACAGACAGAAUCGAGGAGAUAUUAUGUAUCAGAUGUUCAAAAACUAGAAUGCAAGAUCGUAUAUCAAUCACCACAGUGCCCUGAUGAGUCUUUGACCACCAAGACCUGCGAUGAUUACAGAUGGAAUGGGAGAGCACAAAUAUCGUUUUAUGUUAAAAAACCUUCCCAGAUAGUUAUAUCUAACACGGAAGUGGAAGUUGAAUAUGAAAACAUCACAAACACUAACGACAGUCUCAAUGUUAAUAUCAGUGGACAUUGCUGUAUACAAUCAGUUCAACUCCGUGCUUACGACGACGACGGGUACAUUGCAGAUUGUCAAUUCCUGUUUUCUAACGGUACUAUUCAGGCCGUUGAACCUGAGACAACAACGGAACCAACCACAAUUACAACGAGCAUGGAGGAAACAACAACUGACCCCUAUACAACUACAACUGAAGAAAACACACCCACUGAAGAGUGGACAACAACAACUUUAGAACCCAUGACAACUCCAACAGAAACCGAGUCAGAUAAUCUAGAAACAACAACGGGAUUAAUCUCUGAUACAACAACCGUAGAGGAAAGUACGACGGAACCCCCGAUAACAACAAUAACGACGACCAUGACAACUACUACAACGGAAGAAGGUACAAUCACAACAGAGUGAACAUCAACGACAACAGAACCGCUUACAACUUCCACAGAGUCAGUUAAAACAGAGACAACAACGUAGUCAGCAGAAUGGUGAAAAAGACGUUCCGAAGUUUUAAAAUUGGCCCCAUGAAGAAACAAUAUAUUGUCUAGAUUGAAUGCUGGUCGUCAGAGGAAAUAACAAAACUCAGUCACAACCAAAAAGAUAGAAACAACAACAGAGUACACAUCGACUGAGGAGUCCACAACAACAAUCACAGCAGCAACACCGCCACCACCAACAACUACAGACGCAUCACUACCAUCAACAACAGAGACACC